AUGACUGAUACAGAUGAAUCCCAAGCCUCUGAUUCUGAUCAAGACGUAAUAUUCAUUCAGCAGAAAGAUUCAUCUGAGGCAUAUGAAUGCGAGUUAAAUACACCAAGGGGAGAUUCAGGCUCUGGACAGAAGGGUGCUACCCCUGCUGAGAAGUCCUCAGAUGAGCUUGGUAGUGGAUGUAAAUCAACCGCUUCAGCCAUAGUCCUUCUGGACAGCAGUGCUUCAGAAACUGACAGUGAAAGCAACACUAAGAGCACCACUCUACCUUCCAAGCAAAAAGUGAGAUCUCGACCUUCAAAGCAACGGGCAGAAUCUCUUGCAGGAAUGUCUGAUGCUGAAAGUUCAGAUUCUUCUCUGUCCCCUGCAAGUCCAGUGAUAUCUGAAACGGCCAAACAGCAGAAGUCAAAUCUCAAUUUGAAAGCCAUUUUUGCCUAUCACUUCAGGGGAAAGAAAUUUAAGGCUGCUGCACACCGAAAAUUUAGGAGUGGCUCGGGGAAGAGAAAGAAAAAAUAUGAGAGAACACAGAUGCCUGUGGGGAGGCCCUCACUGACAGCAUCGCCACAAGAGCAAAAGAAAAGGCUUCUAGAUCGAGGCUUUCAAUUUCCUUUUGUUGAAAAACAUUAUGGGAAGAAACAUAUCCCUUUAAAUAUGGUUCUAGGCUAUGAGCAAGCAGCUGCAAAAGGAUUUUUCCAGUAUGUUGAAAUGCUCAAAUAUGAAGAACAUCUUAAAAAGGCUUUAAAAAACCUUAAAGCUAGUGAAGACUUGGAGAGAGAAUGCCUGGCAGUGAGGAAACACAAGUAUUUAGAUGAUGAAGGCCCCAUUUCCCCUAUCCAAGAGACCAAUGGAAUCGAUAACAGCUUGGAUUGUGAUGCUCAAGAAGACUUUGAUGCCAGAGUGGUGGAGAACAGCUAUUUCAUUAUAAGCAGCAAAAUCCCCAACAAGAAAAAAUCAAAGCCAGAAAAGAAACGUGCAAAAUCAAGUGGAGCGAUAGAAGUAGAAAGUGAAGAAUGUGGUGCUGAGAGCUCUGGCAGCUGCAGGGUUCAAUUCAGGGGACAUAAAGCUCCCAAGUGA
Messenger RNA from Tinamus guttatus (white-throated tinamou), 1071 nucleotides. Lineage: Eukaryota; Metazoa; Chordata; Aves; Tinamiformes; Tinamidae. The record is from RefSeq and is a predicted model, not a curated record.